CAGGACAACCCCGCUGGCGCCGCCGUCCUGCCGGGGCCGGAGUUGGGGGGAUGUCCUUGGCCUUCCCUGUGGGCCGGAGGCAAAUCCCCUGCCUGUCCUUCUUGCUUCCUGCCCCAGGCCCCGAGCUGAGGACGGAGAGCCCGGAGGACAAAUCCCCCCGUGAGACCCUGGUGGGAGAGGCCGUUUUGAAGGGCUCCCCGGCGCAGGAAGGCAGUGGGGAGGAAAAGGGCCGGAGAUCCCCCUGCAGGAGGGGCUCCAAAGCCAUCCCAGGGUGCUCUGAGGAGGAAAGAGCCAGCCUGUGCCGGGAAGGUGGCCGGAGCUUGAGCCAGAGCUCUGAGCUGGUGGUCCCUGAGCAGCCUCCCAGCAGGGAGAAGCCCUUCAGGUGUUUGGAAUGUGGGAAGAGCUUCAGGACGAGCACCCAGCUCCUCACCCACCAGCACAUCCACACUGGGGAACGGCCCUAUACAUGUAGGGAAUGUGGGAAGAGCUUUAGUGACCGGUCCACCCUCCACACCCACCGUCCCAUCCACACUGGGGAACGGCCCUACACAUGUGGGGAAUGUGGGAAGAGCUUCAGCCUGAACACCACCCUCCGCACCCACAAACGCAUCCACACUGGGGAACGGCCCUACACGUGUGGGGAAUGUGGGAAGAGCUUCAGGUGUAGCUCCCAACUCCGCACCCACAAACGCAUCCACACUGGGGAACGGCCCUACACGUGUGGGGAAUGUGGGAAGAGCUUUAACCAGAGCUCCACUCUUCGUUCCCACCAGCGCAUCCACACCGGGGAACGACCCUACAAGUGCUUGGAAUGUGGGAAGAGGUUUAGCACCAGCUCACAUCUCCUCCUGCAUGAGCGGACGCACACGGAUGAGAGGCCCUUCCGCUGCACCGACUGCGGGAAGGGCUUCAACCGGAACUGCACCCUCAUCACCCACCGGCGCAUCCACACCGGGGAGAGGCCCUACAAGUGUGGGGAGUGUGGGAAGAGCUUCGCCCACAGCUCUACCUUGACCUCACACCAACAGACCCACCAGUAAGGGAAGCCCUACCAGUGCCAAUACAUUGUGUGAGUACAGGGCUUGAGGUGUGUGGGAUUGU
Molecule: messenger RNA, 1101 nt
Organism: Pseudopipra pipra
Lineage: Eukaryota; Metazoa; Chordata; Aves; Passeriformes; Pipridae
Product: zinc finger protein 239-like
Exons: 1
Coding region: 51-1040 (329 amino acids)
Biological process (GO): regulation of transcription by RNA polymerase II
Molecular function (GO): RNA polymerase II cis-regulatory region sequence-specific DNA binding; DNA-binding transcription factor activity, RNA polymerase II-specific
Source: RefSeq, a predicted model, not a curated record